AUGCCAUCUUCGUAUUUUGAUAACCUUCCUGUCGAAUUACUGCAAGCGAUUGUAUGUCUGUUGGGUUCCCGAGAGCUGUGCAUGUUCCGGUUGUCCUGCAAAAGGAUAUAUGAGAGCACUCGACGCCAUUGUGCCCGUGCCUUCUUCCAAGAGCAACACACAGAGCUCUCCUUAACCAAACUUGAAAAGUUGAGAGUCAUCUCAAACGACCCGGAACUAGCACUGCCUGUCCACACUCUGGUGGUUAGGGUUCGCCCAGGCACACUGCUUGGGGAAGGCCUGCUAUGGAAUCGACAUUCCUUCGGUUAUCUAUUACCACGAGAAGGCAUUCAACAGUGGACCGAUGUUCUGCGCCGCCUAGUGAAUUGCACGACCUUUAACCUAAUUUGCGACGGCUGGUCCGAUAAAAACGAAGGUUUAGACCACCUCGCACCUACCGAUGCCAUAACGGUGAUUCUGAAUACCAUCACAGAGGCUGGUAUCCCCGUACGGGGAUUCUUGGUGGACUUUAAACCUGCAAACUCAGCAGGUGCCAAUGAACUAGAUGUGAGACGCAUUAAUACGCCCGAUCUUCAGGAGCCAGGGUUCAUCACUGCUUGGGCCAACUUGCAAGCUCUCCAACUGAAUUUCACAAUGAACUCGACUAUGAUCACCGACUGGGUCGACUCGUUAGUGCGGCACGUAAACAGUCUCUGCAAAUUGACAAUCCAAUUCGAUCUCUGGUUAGAAGCGGAAGCAAUCAUCGAGCGCCUCUCAUCUAUCGAUGCCCCUUCGCGGCUGCAAGAACUCCCUUUACAAUCCGCGGCAGAAAUAAACGGAGAGAGACUAAGCGAUCUGCUGUGCCGCUAUCGCGAUAGUAUUCGUGUCCUUAACAUGCAAUUUAUACUAUUAAGUGGCCUGGAUGGAAAUCGAUAUUUCGAAUGCUAG
Penicillium canariense is the source of this 927-nucleotide messenger RNA. RefSeq lists its product as uncharacterized. Lineage: Eukaryota; Fungi; Ascomycota; Eurotiomycetes; Eurotiales; Aspergillaceae. Gene Ontology annotation, molecular function: protein binding. The coding region runs from base 1 to 927 and encodes 308 amino acids. The transcript has a single exon. The record is from RefSeq and is a predicted model, not a curated record.